This is a messenger RNA of Brassica rapa (field mustard), 1346 nucleotides long. Its product is annotated as signaling peptide TAXIMIN 2. The record is from RefSeq and is a predicted model, not a curated record. Lineage: Eukaryota; Viridiplantae; Streptophyta; Magnoliopsida; Brassicales; Brassicaceae.
UUUUGAAAAGUUGACGAGAUCGUAGAAGUUUUCCAUAAAGGCACAUUGUUGACUCAACUUUUGCUCUUUGGAAAAAAAGAGAGGAAGCUUCGGACUUCCCAGACGGACAGAAAGACAAGUAGUCUGAACCAUAAACGGUUGACUAACCGAAAAAGCCCCCUUGACUUUCACUAUAUCCAAGUAAAGAAAAAGAAACCGCAGGGAUAAUAUCGUAGUUUCAAUCUCGCCGCGUGGUCACGGGGGUUAAACAAAGUCUUAAGCAGAGUCGUGGAACUAAUAAUAUUAAUCGAUUUUGAUUUAGUUUAAAACCUCUAGUCUCUUGUUUCUCUUUCUCAUUCUCUGCGUAACAGAACUUGUGGUCUGCUUCUAAAUUUGGGAGAGAAAAAGGGAAGAGAAGAAUGGGAGAAUGUAGGCCACUUGGUUUCUUGUUGGGGCUACCAUUUGCACUUGUCGCUCUCCUUCUAUCUCUUGUUGGUGCUGUCAUCUGGAUCAUUGGGACGAUACUGAGUUGUUUGUGCCCAUGUUGCUUCUGUUUUGCUGCGUUGGCUAACUUCGCCGUGGAUCUCAUCAAACUUCCUGUCAAAGUCCUCCGUUGGUUCACCCACUCCAUCCCUUGUUAAGACUAGACUCCAUUACUUGUAAAAAAAAAAAAAAUUAAUCUUCUUUUUCUUUACUAAAUUAAAUUUUGUCGCGAAAAUUGUUAUUUUUUUAAUGUAAUUUUUGGGUAAUAUUAGAAUGUUAAAUGUUCUUAAGAUAAGGCUUAUUUCUUGACCCGCCCCCAAAAAAUUUCCUCUACCAGGAAGUAAAGAAGCCAACCGAAAGUGGCAACUGAUUUUGCGUAAAUGAUAAAACCCCCAAAAUUGUUAACGGUUAUCAUUUAAAAAUCUACAGAGAACCGCCAGAACUAAACAUGAAUGAUGAGUAUCGUUGGUUUCGAAGAAGACCAACUUGUCUCAUAUUUCGAAGAUGUGGGUCAAAUGUUUUGGGCCCAAAGUGUAAUUGGGCUUAGGAGAUAUUAAUAGUCUAGAGAGAGAGAAGGUGGAGGAGAAGGGAGAGUUAUCCAAAGUGUGGGGUUUACCAACCCCAACACACUCAGAAAUGGAAAAAAAAAAAGAAGAGAAUUAUCGCAAUACGGAGAGAGUUGGUGGGAGCGCGGAUGGACAGAUGGAAAAAAGGAAAAAAAGAGGAGAGAGUAGGCGGGCGCGGUAGGUGAAGGAUAACGACGUCUCGCCAUCCACCCAUUUUUAUUUAUAUAUAUCCAAACAUUCCUCCUCUUAAUUCUCAGAUCUCUAAAUUCAAUCGGAAUCGAGAUCUCUCAACAUUGUUGUGUAUUGUAAUUUGUAUCA